UGUUGGCACUCCAUGCACUUAAGAACUCACAUGAACUGAGCAAAUGAGAUGGAAACAUGGCAUUAUUAAUUAUACUAAUUACCUGCUUUAUGAUUAUUCUUGCUACUUCACAGCCUUGCCAGACCCCUGAUGACUUUGUGGCUGCCACUUCUCCGGGACAUAUCAUAAUUGGAGGUUUGUUUGCUAUUCAUGAAAAAAUGUUGUCCUCAGAAGACUAUCCCAGACGACCACAAAUCCAGAAGUGUGUUGGCUUUGAAAUAUCAGUCUUUCUUCAAACUCUUGCCAUGAUACACAGCAUUGAGAUGAUCAACAAUUCAACACUAUUAUCUGGAGUCAAACUGGGGUAUGAAAUCUAUGACACUUGUACAGAAGUCACAGUGGCAAUGGCAGCCACUCUGAGGUUUCUUUCUAAAUUCAACUGCUCCAAAGAAACUGUGGAGUUUAACUGUGACUAUUCCAGCUACAUGCCAAGAGUUAAGGCUGUCAUAGGUUCUGGGUAUUCAGAAAUAACAAUGGCUGUCUCCAGGAUGUUGAAUUUACAGCUCAUGCCACAGGUGGGUUAUGAAUCAACUGCAGAAAUCCUGAGUGACAAAAUUCGCUUUCCUUCAUUUUUACGGACUGUGCCCAGUGACUUCCAUCAAAUUAAAGCAAUGGCUCACCUGAUUCAGAAAUCUGGUUGGAACUGGAUUGGCAUCAUAACCACAGAUGAUGACUAUGGACGAUUGGCUCUUAACACUUUUAUAAUUCAGGCUGAAGCAAAUAACGUGUGCAUAGCCUUCAAAGAGGUUCUUCCAGCCUUUCUUUCAGAUAAUACCAUUGAAGUCAGAAUCAAUCAGACACUGAAGAAAAUCAUUUUAGAAGCCCAGGUUAAUGUCAUUGUGGUAUUUCUGAGGCAAUUCCAUGUUUUCGAUCUCUUCAAUAAAGCCAUUGAAAUGAAUAUAAAUAAGAUGUGGAUUGCUAGUGAUAAUUGGUCAACUGCCACCAAGAUUACCACCAUUCCUAAUGUUAAAAAGAUUGGCAAAGUUGUGGGGUUUACCUUUAGAAGAGGGAAUAUAUCCGCUUUCCAUUCCUUUCUUCAAAAUCUGCACUUGCUUCCCAGUGACAGUAACAAACUCUUAUAUGAAUAUGCCAUGCAUUUAUCUGCCUGCACAUAUGUCAAGGACACUGAUUUGAGUCAAUGCAUUUUCAAUCAUUCUCAAAGGACUUUGGCCUACAAGGCUAACAAGGCUAUAGAAAGGAACUUCUUCAUGAGAAAUGACUUCCUCCGGGACUAUGCUGAGCCAGGACUCAUUCAUAGUAUUCAACUUGCAGUGUUUGCCCUUGGUUAUGCCAUUCGGGAUCUGUGUCAAACUCGUGACUGUCAGAACCCCAACGCUUUUCAACCAUGGGAGUUACUUGGUGUGCUAAAAAAUGUGACAUUCACUGAUGGAGGGAAUUCAUUUCAUUUUGAUGCUCAUGGGGAUUUAAAUACUGGAUAUGAUGUUGUGCUCUGGAAGGAGAUCAAUGGACACAUGACUGUCACCAAGAUGGCAGAAUAUGACCUACAGAAUGAUGUCUUCAUCAUCCCAGAUCAGGAAACAAAAAAUGAGUUCAGGAAUCUUAAGCAAAUUCAAUCUAAAUGCUCCAAGGAAUGCAGUCCUGGGCAAAUGAAGAAAACUACAAGAAGUCAACACAUCUGUUGCUAUGAAUGUGAGAACUGUCCUGAAAAUCACUACAGUAAUCAGACAGAUAUGCCUCACUGCCUUUUAUGCAACAAUGAAACUCACUGGGCCCCUGUUAGGAGCACUGUGUGCUUUGAAAAGGAAGUGGAAUAUCUCAGCUGGAAUGACUCCUUGGCCAUCCUGCUCUUGAUCCUCUCCCUACUGGGAAUCAUAUUUGUUCUGGUUGUUGGCAUAAUAUUUACAAGAAACCUGAACACACCGGUUGUGAAAUCAGCCGGGGGAUUAAGAAUUUGCUAUGUGAUCCUUCUCUGUCAUUUCCUCAAUUUUGCCAGCACGAGCUUUUUCAUUGGAGAACCACAAGACUUCACAUGUAAAACCAGGCAGACACUGUUUGGAGUGAGCUUUACUCUCUGCAUCUCCUGCAUUUUGACGAAGUCCCUGAAAAUUUUGCUAGCCUUCAGCUUUGAUCCCAAAUUACAGAAAUUUCUGAAGUGCCUGUAUAAACCAAUCCUUAUUAUCUUCACUUGCACGAGUAUCCAGGUUGUCAUUUGCACACUCUGGCUAAUCUUUGCAGCACCUACUGUAGAGGUGAAUGUCUCCUUGCCCAGAGUCAUCAUACUGGAGUGUGAGGAGGGAUCCAUACUUGCAUUUGGCACCAUGCUGGGCUACAUUGCCAUCCUGGCCUUCAUUUGCUUCAUAUUUGCUUUCAAAGGCAGGAAAUUACCUGAGAAUUACAAUGAAGCCAAAUUCAUAACAUUUGGCAUGCUCAUUUACUUCAUAGCUUGGAUCACAUUCAUCCCUAUCUAUGCUACCACAUUUGGCAAAUAUGUACCAGCUGUGGAGAUUAUUGUCAUACUAAUAUCUAACUAUGGAAUCCUGUGUUGCACGUUCUUCCCCAAAUGCUAUGUUAUUAUUUGUAAGCAAGAUAUUAACACCAAGUCUGCCUUUCUCAAGAUGAUCUACAGUUAUUCUUCCCAUAGCGUGAGCAGCAUUGCCAUGAGUCAUGCUUCACUGGACUCCAUGAACAGCAAUGUCACAAUGACCAAUCUCAGCUCUAGUGGCAAGUCUGCAACCUGGCAGAAAAGCAAAGAUCUUCAGGCACAAGCAUUUGCACACACAUGCAGAGAAAAUGCCACAAGUGUAUCUAAAACUUUGCCUCGAAAAAGAAUUUCAAGUAUAUGAAUAAGCCUUAGGAGAUGCCACAUUCCAGAAUAAAAUGUUUCCAGGGUCUUUGCAUCUAAGAUAUGCAUUUACUUUCCCAGCAAAUAUGUCAUAUAUAUUUCCUUGCCACCAUCUUUACCAAGUUUUAGUUGAACAGUCACUCUGUUCAAUCGCCUAUUGAAUUGAGCCUUCAACCUGAAACUCCCUUCAUUUCCUACCUCUUUCAUUGGUCUCCAUCUUUACCUGCUUCCUCUUAGGCACAUCGUUAAAGACUUCUCUUCUAUUCAAAGUUGUCCCAUAAUGUGUCAUCCUUACUCCAUUCCCAACCACUUCUUUUCAAAUCUCUUUGGAUUCUCCUCUGUUGAACAUUUUUACUUUUCUUCCACUGUUCAGUGUAGUUGAACAAGAUUUGAGCAAUUACUAUGAACCAGGUGAUAUGCUAAAUAACAAGGUACAAAAGCAGCAAGGUGUCAUUGCUGAUCUCAAGGAGCUCAAAAUCCAAGGUGAAUCAGGCACAUGUCAACAUCUUCAAUCAGUGUGAGGAAGUCUAUGAUUAUAAUGUAUAUAGAGUGUUACAGCGGUAUAGAGAAAUGGCACUCAACCACACUGGGAGAGGAUGGGAGGGCUUAAAAGAAGACUUUAAAUAAACAGUAUGAUGGUUAGGUGAAACCCUGAAAGAUGAGUAGGAGUUAGCUAAUUAGAGAAAGCACAGAAAGGUAUUCUAGAAAAAGAAGGAAAAUGGGAGCAACAACAGAAAGUGUGACAAGAAGGUGCAUUCAGGGAACUACCAUCGUUUGGGUAUUACUGGAGAGGAGCACUCUUUGGUAUGUAGAGGUUAGGUCAUGAGAGAAUUCCACCCAUUGGAGUUUCUUGCUAAGGAGCAUGAGUCUUCGUCCUGUGGGCAGUGGGUAGCCAUUAAAGUGUCUGGCACAUAAGGGACAAGUAGCUCAAACUCCCCAGAAUGAUCACUCUGAUACAAGGUGGAGGAUGGAGUCUAGUUAAGAGAGGAUUAGGAUCUGUACCAGGGAAUAGAAAGGGGGAUAUGUAUGUGAAUUCAAGCUAUAUUAUAGAAGGUGGUAAUUUAUUUGAAGUGGUUGGUGAAGAAUGAGUUAUAGGCUUCUAGUCUGGUUAAUUGAAAGGUGGUAUGUAAUAUAGGAAGAAGAAGUAACUUAGAGUAGAAGAUGGAAUGUUGAAUUUGAGAUGCCUGGAAGAAUUUUUAGAUGUAUCAAAUAUUCACAUAAACAAAAGACCAUGAGCUCAGGGGAUGGUGGUCAGGGCUGGUGAUAAGGAUUUGGAUGCCAUGUUCACAUUGCUCCCAUCUGUAUAAACCACAAAUAUACAAAAUAACACUGUGCCCAAUCUUUACUUUUUCUUUAGCUGUCACCCUCUUUCUUCCUCCAUCUCACAAUAGACUGUUAAGAGGAAGAUUGUCAUUAUUGACUUGUGACCUAUUAGUUCUCAGUUCAUUUAAAAUCUGGCUUCUAGUUCACCUCUGAUGAAAUAGUUCAUGGAAAGUUUACCUGUUACUCUUUAUCUCUCAAACUUGAUGAUUAUUUUUAAGUGUUUAUCUCCCUUGAAUCUUAAUUAUAUUUCUGAUCUAACUCUUCCUCAUUGAAAUUCCCCUUCUUGGUUCCCUCUGUAAUUUAUAAAGGCUUCUAUGAGUCAAACUCUUAAGUCUGAUGCAAAGGCUCUUCUGGUUCUACUCUGAUACCCGGGCCAUUGCAUUUUAGUCUCCUUGGCAGAUUUGUCUUCCUCCACUUGACUAUUAAAUGUAUUUCCCAGAGUUUCAUCCUCAACCUACAUCUGUUUUCCUAUAACACACUCUCUUGCUACAAAAUUACCCAGCUCUCUGUCUUAACUUUGACCCAAAUGACUCCCCAAACCAUAUCUCUGGCCCAGGUCACUCUCCAACCAACCUGGUUGCUUGUCCCCCCUCAUACUUCAAAGUCAAUAUUCAUAAAAUUGAACUCAUAUUUUCCUUCUCCUUACUCCUCCUCCUCCUGUUUUUCAUUUCUCAGUAUGUAAUAGUACCACCUUUGGGUUAGUGGGCCCCUGGGAUGCAUCCUUGACUCUACUGCCUGCUUCACAGUCCUAUACCUUUAAUUCAUCACCUGUAUUUAUUUUCUAACACCUACGUUUUUCAAAACCUUACCAUAAUCUGUAUCCCUGUCAUCACUUCCUUAAUCCAGGUCUUCAUCACCUCUUUUAUAGAUUGUUGCAAUAGCCUUCUCAUUUGACUCUGACCUCAAAUGUUUUACUCUAAAUAUAGAGGAGGUAUUGCUAAACCUUCUAUUCACUUCCACUAGAUCUCUUCUAUAGUAAAAGCCUCUUCAUGUUACUAAAUUAUUUAAAAAUCUAUAAUAAGUCAAAAGUCCUUAUCUUGAUACCGAGGCUCUUCAAGUCCAGCACCAACUUCUACUCCUUCCUGCUUAGUGAAGCAUGCUUCAGAAUUGGCAAACUGCUGGUGAUUGUUGGUGAUUGUUCAUCCUCAUACCAUGCUGUUUCAGGUCUUGGAGCCUGGGCCCUUCCCUCUGCCUUGAUAUCCUCUCCACUUCUUGUCUUUCUGAAACACUCUAGCUAAAUCCACUAGACACAAUUCAAGUAUCUCCUCUUCUAUGAAGCCUUUUUUUCUGCUCCUGUUAUAGCACAUAUUACAUUUUAUUGCAUUUACUUGCUUUUAUCUUAAUUUAACACUUACUGAGUUCCAAUGCAUACCAGACAUAAUUCUAUGCACAGGGAUUAUUAAAAAGUUAAAAAAAGAAAAAAAGGCAAAGUCUCUGCUCUCAAAGAGUUUACAUUCCAGUGUUUUCACCAUUUUGCAGUGAAGAGUCAAUUCUUUAGUAAUAAUUCUCUCAACUGCCCUUUCCUCUCUAGGACUACUACUGUCACCACAACUAAUAUCACCCCAAUUCAGGCUCUUACAACUUCACAUUUUUGCUGUUGAAAUAUCCCAAACUAGUUACCUACCUUAGGAUUUGCAGUCUGAUACGUAGAAUACAUCAUUACAGAAUCAAUCUUUCUCAAAUUCAUUCCAAUACUAUCAAGCUCCUCUUCAGAAAAAUUUAAUAACUUCCCAUUGUCCUUAGAAUUAAGUUGAAUUUUCCUGCCUUGCUAAGCAAGACUUUCUGCAGCCUUGCUUCAACACAAAUUGAAUGUUUUUUUUAAAAAAAGAUACUAAUUUUAG
Molecule: messenger RNA, 6006 nt
Organism: Macaca mulatta (Rhesus monkey)
Lineage: Eukaryota; Metazoa; Chordata; Mammalia; Primates; Cercopithecidae
Gene: GPRC6A
Product: G protein-coupled receptor class C group 6 member A
Biological process (GO): G protein-coupled receptor signaling pathway
Cellular component (GO): plasma membrane
Molecular function (GO): G protein-coupled receptor activity
Source: RefSeq, a predicted model, not a curated record